Knipowitschia caucasica is the source of this 1809-nucleotide messenger RNA. NCBI's taxonomy places the organism in Eukaryota, Metazoa, Chordata, Actinopteri, Gobiiformes, Gobiidae. The record is from the annotation of a GenBank genome assembly.
AUGGCCGGCUCGGGUGCUGUUCAGGUGACACUAGAACUCGGCCAUCGAGCUCAAGUCCGGAAGAAACCCACUGUGGAAGGAUUCACCCACGACUGGAUGGUGUUCGUGCGCGGUCCGGGCCACUGCAACAUCCAGCAUUUUGUGGAGAAAGUGGUUUUUCACCUUCACGAAAGUUUCCCCAAACCAAAAAGAGUUUGCAGGGACCCACCUUACAAAGUGGAGGAGUCGGGUUACGCUGGCUUCAUCUUGCCCAUUGAAGUUUACUUUAAAAAUAAGGAAGAACCCAAGAAAGUGCGCUUUGACUACGACCUGUUCCUGCACCUGGACGGCCACCCCCCUGUGAACCACCUGCGCUGCGAGAAGCUCACCUUCAACAACCCCACCGAGGAGUUCCGCCGCAAGCUGCUCAAGGCCGGAGGGCAGCGGGAUCCGCACAAGAGAAGUUCGGAGGACUCAAAAGUUAUGGUGAUGCAGGAAGGCUCUACGUCCCUGUUCGGACAGCACCUCAAGCUGCCUACGCUCCCCAACAGCUCCCUGACCUCCUUCUCAUCAGAACCCAAGAAGAGCAAAAGCCUCCAUCCCACAAAGGAUGGAUCCAAAGGAGGCGGUGUGCUCCUCACCACAGCCACAACCACCAGCACUAACAGCAGCAGUUUCUCCAAAAUACAAAAGCCCUCCAAGGACCACAAAGACAAGCCUCCGAAAGACUUGAAAGAGUCCAAAAGUGCCUUCAGAGACUCGGGCUGGGAGUCCAGCAAAGCCCCCAAAGAACCUGCCAGGAAACCCAAAGAGAAUCAGCCACUAAGAGACAUGACCCCUAAGAUGGGCUUCAAGGAACCCAAAUCUAUAUCCAAGGACCUCCGAACUGAAGGUUCUCUCGCUCCAGGGCCCAACAAGCGCCUCUCCAGCCACGAGGCGGAGGAUCACAUGACCAAAAAACGUAAAAAGGGAUUUGUGGACUCCUCCGGGAAGCAGACCUCAGAAACUCAACAUUCAGACAAGAAACUUUUAAAGGAUCGGUCACAGACUCGCAUCAGUAAAACCCGACCAGAGGCUGAGGAGGCCGAGCGUAGAAAAGGACCGACUCUGGCUCCAUUUCAGGAGAGAGUCGACCCCAACGACUCGGACCUGGAUGACCACUCGGCCAAGUCUUAUUCAGAGCAGCCCAGUCCUUCCAGCUCCAGCUCCAGUUCGGGUUUUGCUUCUUCGCACCAUAAGCGACAAGUGGUGGACGUGAUCAUCAGGAAACAGGUGUCUGUCCCUGCUCCCACCCACACAGUGCUGGGGCCUCUGCAGUCCGUCCUGCAGGACCUCCACUCAGACGAUGAAGAAGACUCCGAAGACGACGAGGACCAGGACCUGGACUCUGAUCUGGACCGAGCUGCACACCCUCAUCAUCAUCAUCACCACCACCACCACCACCACCACCAGCGCAGGGUCAGUCUGAGCGACGGCAGCGAGAGUGACAGCUCCUCCCCCUCGCCGCCGCCAUCUCGUCAUGAAGCCCCGCCCCUCCUCAAGGCCACGACCAACCAGAUCCUGGAGGUGAAAAGCCCCACCAGGCAGAGCAGGCAGGACAAGAGCAAAACCCUGGAGUGUGACAAGGCUUAUCUGGACGAGCUGGUGGAGCUGCACAAGAGACUGAUGACGCUACGAGAGGGCCACAUCCUCCAACAGAUCGUGAACCUGAUCGAGGAGACCGGGCACUUUCACAUCACAAACACUACAUUUGACUUUGACCUCUGCUCGCUGGAUCGCGGCACGGUGAGGAAGCUGCAGAGUUACCUGGAGACGUCAGGACUGUCCUGA